This is a messenger RNA of Spirodela intermedia, 5849 nucleotides long. The record is from the annotation of a GenBank genome assembly. NCBI's taxonomy places the organism in Eukaryota, Viridiplantae, Streptophyta, Magnoliopsida, Alismatales, Araceae.
AUGGUGCCGGCUGGGAACCCUCACAGGCGAUACUGCGAUGGCUAUGGAGGGGGUUAUUACGACGUUCACACGGGGGGAGGAGCCGUGGAUGGCAGGUUCUCAGUGAGAUCGUUGAGGGUUGUCAUGGCCGGGGAGGACCAUUCGAAGAGCAACAGUGGAAGCGCUGGAGACGAGGAGCCAACCGGAGGGGAAGGAGAAGAGAGAGGAGAGGUGGGAACCUGCUCGAAGGGCAAAGAGCAAGACGAAGAAUGGCUACGGUUGAGCAUCGGGUGGAGUAGCAGCGGUGGCGGGGGCGAUGGGUUCUCCUCUCCGGGGAGGCCCAAGUUGGAAGCAGUCCAGGUCGACCACAACAAUCAAAGCAGGAUGGGGGAGAAGUUGGAGCUUGAUUUGUUCCGGGGGAGGACGCAAGAAAACCGCCACCUCUAUCAGCCAUCCCUAUCGAUGGCGGCGCCUCCUAGGACGCCGCUUUUCCCGCCACACCCCGUUUCUGGGCUGGCGACCUAUCCCGCCUAUCCGCCGGACUUGACCUGGGGGCCCUUCUGGAACGCGCAGACGGCGACAUCGACGGCGCCGCCGCCGCCGCAGUCGCACCCCUACAACGCGCGCCAAUUUGCGCCGGGCGUCUCAGGCUCUACGGUUCGAGGACAGACCAGCGCUUCGCCGUCGGGCAUGCGGGUAGUGAGCCCGCCUUCGCGGACCCACGCCGGCGUGUGGUUCCUCCUGCAGGCGUCGCAAACCCAGUGAGUAAUGCGUGUGUAGGUAGGAGGGGGGAUCAUUACCUAAGCUAAAAAGGAAAGCAGUGGUCUAUCUAUCCACUUAUAUGCCAUCAGUUCUUGACCAUUAUGUGCUUAUGGUGUGGAGAGUGAAAGUAAGACUCAUGAAAGACUACCAUGAUCGAAAUCUGUAUGCAUCCAACGAGACUUCUAGAGGGAUUCAGCUCCUUUUCUUCUUAUCAUCUCAUGCUGUAGGUUUAGUGGUGAAAGCGGCGGGUGAAUACGACUACCGCUAGGCUGGCUCUUUGGGAAUGUUGCACUUCCCCUGGAAUGUGAUAGCGGAAUGGGAAACUACGCGUGCUUUAGUUCCAACUUUUUAUCUCGGUCGUCCCAUCGAUUUGAUUUCUUUCUAACCCAUUUGUCCAAUUUUGUGUUUUAAAUGCAGGGCGAGAGAGCCCUUUCUCCCGCAGAUACCGAAGUGCUACUUGAGAAUCAAGUAUCUCUCUCUCUCUCUCUCUCUCUCUCUCUCUCUCUCUCUCUCUCUCUCUCGCUGGCUCGCUCUUCCUCUCCCUCUCCCAUCUUAUUUUUCAUCGUUCGUCUUUCUUUCAGCAUUUAUUUUUUUCAAUUAGCGUGUCCACGAUUCCUGUGUACUGUUUUGUUCUUGUUUAUUCACUCCUUCCUAUAUCUAUCUUUUUUCCGACAGGGAUGGAAGGAUGACGGUGAGGCUUCUGAUGAAGUACCUGGUCAAUAAGCUGUCACUGGAUGACGAAUCAGAGGUACUCAACCCCAUUCUUCAACUAUUCCCAGCUCUUGUUAAUGACAAUAUAGCUAGUUAGUCGAUGCCGGCAAACAGGUAGGAUUUUUCUUGUCACCACCCGCUCAUCUUGAUAGAAUAUAGCGAGUGGAUCACCGCUAAACACCAACUUCUUUCUUUUCCAUAGAUACGACCCUUAACAUGAUAUACACUUCUGAACUGAAGGAGGGUGAUAGGGUGGAGUGUACGGGUGGAGCUCUUCAGUGAGAUCCAUCAUCUAGAGUAGUCUUUGUUGGUGGGAAAUACAUAUCGAGGGGGGUGGGGGCGGGUUUGCUCCAUAAAUGAAUAGAUCGGUAGCUAUCAAAUCAUUACUUGCUCUGAUGAAGGGCCUCUACUCAUAUCUCCAAACGGGUUCUGGCCUCUUGUCGGGCAGUGCCGGAGGGAUGAGAGUUUAGUCAGAAGCGUGUUGAGUAGAGUUACACACAUAUAGGUCUUAAUGUUUCUUGUCGGCUACAAACCCUAGCGUUAUGAGCCCCCCUAGAAAAGCAACUUGUUCUCAAGGAAAAAGAAAAUAAAAGCGACCUUUGCGUGACGUUAAAUAUUGAUAUUCAGUGAGUGAUUAAGGUUCCCUUCUUAAACAAAGUACGGGGAACAAUUUACUCUCUUAUAAAUGGUCCACAUCUGCGUAUGGUGGAUGCCGCCUUGCCCUUGUCGCUUCCUGAGCUAAUGUUGCACAAAAGGGGACGGGAUUAUUGCCAUUUCGUUAGAAAAAUCCCCAGCUUCAAUCAAAGGAUACGCUAGCUUGAUUUCCGCUGUAGAUUGUUGGAAAACUCAGUCAUCGAUAAAAUAAUCACUGGAGGCUUCGAUGGAGGAUCAAGUUCUAACACUCGAGAGAGUGCCUCACAAAUUAAACUUCUUGUGGUUGAUUAUAAUCUUCCAGUUGAAGUUUUCUACUUCUUAAAUGUUUUACCUGAAACUUGAUGUUGACUGCCAUAAUUCUGUCGUAUGCUCCCGCGUUUUGUUCUGGGUUGAACCUCUCUAUUUAGAUCAAAUUUUGAACAACUUGUUCAAAAGUAGCUCGGAAUGUCUUCUCAUAAAUACUUUGAAAUGGUAUUAAUGGGAGCCUGGCUACGAAUAAUAUGAGCAUCUACGAAGGUACUUGGACUACAAGCAGCCCCCCAAUUCGCCUUCAUUACCUUUGGACUGUAUUUUAUUUUUAUUUCGCGUAUUUCCCUUCUCUAUUGCAUCUCCCCGAGAAUGACUCCCUGACGCUUUUUUUGGAAGUACUCUUGGCUUGUUUUCUAUCCUUCGAUGAUCUCAUCUCUACGUAUGUGGAAUGUAAACUGGAAGAUAGAUCAGUCUAUUAAGCAAAUAGAUAAGUCAGGCAACAUGAUUUACUGUUCAGUUUUCAAUGUUAUUGCAGUUAUGUAGGAUAGGAACUUGAUACUUAGAUUAAAAAAUCAGUUUUCUAAAUGAGUCUACACAUCAUGCUGUGUAGAGCUGACAAUACAUAAAGAUAGAAUGUAUCAAACACUCAGCUCGCAGUCAGCCUUGUGAUUCAGCCAUCGAAAAAUCAUUAGAAUUUCCUUUUGUUCUUUAAUUAGAAAUUUCUCAUUUGUAACUGCAAUACCUUCGUGAAUUUAAGAUAUUUUCAAUAUUUCCAUUUAACUUCACGUUAUCUGUCAUAUACUUUGUUUAAUUUACUCUAAUCUAUCCACAUGCUAAUCCCAUUAUGAUAAAAUUGAACUUUUUAUUUUCCUCCAAUGUCGUAUGUUUAGUUCUUCUAUAACAGCAAGUUGAGCGUAUAAAAAGUCGCAUAUUCAUGUUUUAGCUAAUAUUAUCUAAAUGUCAUGUGAAUGUGGUGCAUAUUUUGGCGCUAAUAAUGUAAUUUCAGGCCUAUCAAAUUCAUCUCGUUUAUUUUUUUUCGAAUCCUCGGUCAAAACAACAAAUAUCCCAUAAUAACAAUCGCUAAAAGAUGAGAUAAGCUGCAUAUUGAAAAUAGCUCGUGGCAAUUGUCUCUUUGCGGCCGAUGAUAAAUGAAAAAUGUGUUGAAAUGUUUAUCAUGCACAAGAAAGUUUUGCUACAUCAUCUCCAUUAUAUUUGGUGUUUUUUUUGUUGACCCAUAACCGUCACGUUUUAUCGUGUUCUAUUGCACAGUUAAUUUUCCAAGACAUUCUUAUCUGUGUAUGUUUCUAUUGUCUCCUGCAAGAUAUUCAUCAAGAAAAGAUAGCAUCAUUAGAUAUGUUUUCUCUCUUCAAGAGAGAACUAUCUAAGAUAUAGGCUGGUUUACCGGUCUCAAAGUUUUCUAUUGCUCAUUCACCUUCUGAUUACAGAAUAUCGUCAUUGAAAAACCCCAUCGGGAGAAUAAUCACCUACUGAGUUCAUACCCUAGGAGUUAUAAAAUCAACCUUGAAGCUCCCAUCAUGAAAUAGUUUCGGCAUGUGGCGCGCUCAUAAUUUUAUAGUUGUACUCUUUUCUGUGAUUUCCUCUUUUUUAACUUAAAUAAGUAUAGGGUGUCCGUACCGUGAUUUCUUUACCCAUUGCCUCCUGUAUUGAUCGUGAUGAGCUGCUGGCGCUGGCAUUCGCUUAUCUUAACCAAGAAAGCCUAGUCUUUGUUCUUUCUUGGUUUACUUUACGCUCAACACGCACAUACUCCUUCCUGGUUUCUUCACCUGACAUCGGUUUGACCUCUUGUUGGUUGAUCUUAACGAUUGCUUAGGGGGAGCAAUCAGUCCGAUGAUUGUUUAGAGUGCCUGACAAGUAGGAUGCACUUCCCCACUAAUCGGAGAACCCCACAUUCCAGAGGGAGAUUCUCUCGAGGGAACAGUGAUUCGUUCUACUUCUUGUAGAAGAUAGGCGCUUUCCCAGAAGUUUUAGAUACUGCUCUAUUAGCUGAGGAAAGCCUGGGGAGAAAAACCAGAACGAAGAGUGCUGACUAGUCGCUAAGUGGGCAGCCGUUGACUCGCAGCCCUUUUUAAAGUCCCUCCUAGGUGAGUCUCGGCCCAUGCUCCCCUUCCGCAUGCGUUGGACGCUAUCUCACCUGUCUCGUCGUGUUUUGGCCUGGGCUCAUCUGACACUCUGGGACCCAUCGGGGAGGCUGGGUAGUGCACUUCGGCUUUGGAAUAUUGAAGGGCCCCCCAUUAUUCCGUCUGCUACACUCAACGUAGAGGUGCGCUUUGAUAGUCAGAGAAGGUGCUGCAUGGGAGAGAAGUGGAUACAUGUAUGGGGGAAUCAUUCAAAGUCCCUGAUGAGGACAGGGUGGAAACCCCACACGCACAACAGCCAUGGACGGUGUGCGUGAAGGAUUAUAAUACGCUGCAAGCAACAUUGAGAAGUAGACGAGGUGUGAAUCUCUCUCUCUCUCACACACACACACACAGAGUAUUCAUUUCUUCCUCGUUACGUAGAGGCCAAUCCAAGUCAAAUAUUCCUCCAUCUUUCUUCCUUGCACUCCACUCACCGCGGUCGGCGGUGCGUCAGAGAGGGACAGAAGGACAGACAGACGGGCGGAGAGGAUAAGAUGGGGGCUUUGGAACGUGAGGAGACGUGCAUGAGAUUGCUUAGGUUAGGUUGUGGACACGGAGGAUAUGUACAGGCCACCAACCUUUCCCGUCACUCUGAUAAAUAAAUAGCUGAAAGGAAUUUCUAGACGAUUCCUCGGCGUGCCUCUCGGAUCUGCCACCUUUUUUACUACUCCUUCGCGCUUGCCCUCUCUCGAUCUUUAUCCAUCACAUCUUAUCUACAGAAUGUGUGCGGCGGGCCUCCCCACCUACUACGGAUGAAGAGGCGUCCCGAGGCUACCUGUUUUCCACUCGUCCCUAUAUUCUACUGUUGAUAGCAUUAGAGUCACGAGGAAAGCCGGCGGUGGCAGGCCGCCAGCCUGAGAAAGAAUGAAAGAAGCGGGAUGAAGUCUCUCACUGAUUCGCGAGAGAGAUAGAUAGAGAGAGAUAGAUUAAGGAGAGAGUGAGAGGCACGAGGCUGUAUAGAUGUUCCAUCAGUAGGUCCGCCCCCAGAUCAAUUCAUGUUGCCGCAGGUUUUGUUAUGACGUCAAGCAUUCAUAAAUUAAGGGGGUAAUAUUAUCGUUAUUAAAGUGAACCAAAGUUUCUGGUGCCCACUGGGCAACUAAUUGCCUUUCUUUUGCCGUGGUUGCCAUCAGCUCUUUCACUAUCUAUCAUUACUGUUAAUACCCUUAUCAGUGCUGCGACGUAACUCUCUCGGGCAUGCAACAGGUGGAGGUUAGAUGCAGAGGGCAACAGCUACACCCACUUCUGACGGUGCAGCACGUGCGAGACAGCAUCUGGUGCACGAGGGACGCGGUGCAGCUGCUGCCGGACUCGCCGGGCAAUCAUGUCAUGACUCUUCUGUACGGCAGAAGUCCAUAG